Molecule: messenger RNA, 2008 nt
Organism: Tripterygium wilfordii
Lineage: Eukaryota; Viridiplantae; Streptophyta; Magnoliopsida; Celastrales; Celastraceae
Product: ent-kaurene oxidase, chloroplastic
Exons: 8
Coding region: 191-1720 (509 amino acids)
Biological process (GO): gibberellin biosynthetic process
Cellular component (GO): chloroplast outer membrane; endoplasmic reticulum
Molecular function (GO): iron ion binding; heme binding; ent-kaurene oxidase activity
Source: RefSeq, a predicted model, not a curated record
UUUAUCCCACCAAACAUAGACUUUAUUCCCAUACUUUUAUGCAUUUAGUGAGAGGAUGUCCAACACACUCAGACAUGAUUUGUGCCCCCCUGAAGUUCUCUAUAUAUAUUAGCCUCUACUGUGAGAAUCGAAAUCAAAUACGUCUCAAAAACCCAGAACUCCUUUCCCUUUCUCUGUGCAGAGAACAUCCAUGGCGGCUCCAACUCCUUCUUUUACCAUGGCGCCCUGUGUCAAUCCGGUUGCUGUGGGUGGUCUCUCCAUUUUGUUGUCUGUUCUAUUUGUCAAAAAGCUCAUAUCCAAUCGAAAGAGGGCAAAUUGCAGACUCCCUCCCGCUGUUCCGGGGUUGCCAGUGAUAGGGAAUUUGUUGCAACUGACGGAGAAGAAGCCACACAAGACGUUCACGAAAUGGGCAGAGGUUUAUGGACCAAUCUAUUCCAUCAAAACCGGAGCUUCCACCGUCAUCGUUCUCAAUUCUGCUGAAGUUGCAAAAGAGGCCAUGGUGACCAGAUUUUCAUCCAUUUCUACAAGAAAGCUGUCAAGUGCACUAACAAUGCUUACCCAUGAUAAAACCAUGGUUGCUACAAGUGACUACAAUGAUUUUCACAAGAUGGUAAAACGAUAUAUUCUUGGAAAUGUUCUGGGAUCAAGUGCGCAGAGGCAACAUCGUGGCCAUAGAGACACAAUGAUGGAGAAUAUUUCUAGCAAAUUGCACGCUCAUGUGAAGAAUUUUCCUCUACAAGAUGUGAAUUUCAGGGAAAUAUUUGAGACAGAACUUUUUGGAAUUGCACUUAAAGAAGCAUUGGGCAAUGAUGUGAAUUCAAUCUAUGUGGAUGAGCUCGGAAAAACUUUGUCAAGAGAGGAGAUAUUUAACAUCUUAGUGACAGACUUUAUGGAAGGAGCGAUUGAGGUGGACUGGAGAGAUUUUUUCCCAUACUUGAAAUGGAUUCCUAAUUCGAGCUUUGAAAGGAAAAUACAGCAGACCUGUCUACACAGGGAAGUGGUGAUGAAUGCCCUUAUCAGUGAUCAGAAGAAACGAAUUGCUCUAGGAGAGGAAAAAAACUGUUUUCUUGACUACUUGUUAUCCGAAGCAAAGACCCUUAGGGAUGACCAACUCAUGAUGUUGCUUUGGGAGACAAUUAUUGAGACCUCAGAUACCACUCUGGUUACCACAGAAUGGGCAAUCUACGAGCUUGCUAAAGAUCCCGAAAGACAGGAUAAGCUCUAUCGUCAAAUCCAAGAUAUCUGUGGGUCUCAGAAGAUAUCCGAGGAACAUCUGUCGAAGCUUACAUAUCUGAAUGCUGUUUUCCAUGAGACAAUAAGGAAAUAUAGCCCGGCUCCUGUGGUCCCUCUACGAUAUGCACAUGAAGAUACAGAGUUAGGAGGGUACUACAUUCCUGCAGGAAGUGAGAUUGCUAUUAACAUCUAUGGAUGUAACAUGAACAAGAAGCAAUGGGAGGACCCUGAAGAGUGGAAUCCCGAGAGAUUUCUGAAUGGUGAGUAUGAUCCAAGCGAUUUGUACAAGACAAUGGCCUUUGGAGCAGGAAAGAGGUCAUGCGCGGGCUCUCUUCAGGCAAUGUUGAUAAGCUGCACUUCAAUAGGCAGACUAGUGCAGGAGUAUGAGUGGAGACUGAAAGAUGGCGAGGAAGCAAAUAUUGAUACUCUUGGGCUAACUACUCGCAAGCUGCAGCCGUUGCACACAAUGAUAAAGCCAAGAAAUUGAAAAGGGAAAAUCCUGACAUGCUAGCUUUGCUUUUAUUUUGACAACUUGGUACCCAUAAACUUGCAUAUCAUAUCUUAUAAUAUGCAUGGCCAGAAAACUAGAAAUAAUCUAUGGUUUAUUUUGCUGAGAGUUUGAGAUGAGAUUGUUUUUGUGCUUCUUGUGGUAUUAUUCAUGCAUGCAGCAUGUAGGAUUGUAUUUCCAACCUUGGUGAACUUAUUUCACCAAAAUAAAAUGGGGAAAGAAAGUAUUGAACAAUAGGUAGUUUUAUUGCAUUUGGAAUGCAUCCUA